CAAUCAUUUGCUGAUUUUCAUAUUUAAAUAAAUGCUAAAGACAGUUUAAUCCACAAAUAACAUAGAACAUCACAAUGAGAACAUUUAUACUAGCUUUUUUCAUUCACAUUUCAACAUUUGGAUCCAUAAAUUCACAAUUACAGUACAAUAAUCAGUAUCAACUAAAUCCAAGCAAUAUUUAUAGUCAAUUUGGCUAUAAUCAGCGACCAGCAACUCAACAAGCUUAUCGACCGAUCAAUCAGCAACAUUUUUACUAUCCACAACAAGAAACAACCAAAAGAAAUCAAGUUUAUCAAACAGGUUCCAACACAGCACUUCGCUUAAGUGAAAGAAAAUGUAGCGAAUAUUUGAAAAAAGCUCAAAAUUCUGUAUUAGUUGGUUCUCUUUCCUUAUUACCCAACAUUCUAGACAUUCAAACUGAUAAUUGUGAUGCCUCUCAAGGUUUGAUUAUUGGUGGUGAAAAUGCAAAAGCGGGAGAAUUUCCUCAUAUGGCUGCUAUUGGAUAUAGAAAUCUGGACAAUAUUGUUGGUUUUAAAUGCGGCGGGUCGUUAAUAUCAGAACAAUUUGUUUUAACUGCUGCACAUUGUAGAGUUGCUGGACGUGAUAAACCGUCAGUUGUUCGUCUUGGUGAUUUAAAUAUAAGUUAUAAGGAACAUAAUUCACCUGAAAUUGACAUAGCAAUAGCUGCUUUUAUAGUUCAUGAAAAGUAUGAUCCUAGUAAAAGUAAAAAUGACAUUGCAGUCGUUAGACUUGUGAGCAAAGUGACACUUUCAAAAAGUAUCCGACCUGCAUGUUUGUUGAAUCCAACUUAUACAGCCACCAUUCCAAAAGCUAUCGCAACUGGUUGGGGAUUAACUCAAUCAUACACAGAACAUACAUCCGAUAUUUUGCAGAAAGUUGAAUUGCCCAUCAGGGAUCUUUAUACAUGUCGUAGACUUAUUGAUGAUCAAAAUAUAGAUGAGACGCAAAUUUGUGCAGGAGAAACUGGAAGAGAUACUUGCCAGGGAGAUUCAGGAGGUCCGCUUCAAAUAGUAUCAUCAAAAAAUAAAUGUGUCUACAUCUUAAUUGGAAUAACAAGUUAUGGAAACACUUAUUGUGGAGAAGAUGAUACUCCUGGCAUAUAUACACGAGUGUCAAAUUAUGUGGACUGGAUUGAGCAGAAAGUUUGGGGAUCUGGAUAAAAAUUUUUUGUCAAUUUUAAGACAUUGUUGCUUUUUGAUUUGUGAAUCAAUAAAAUUUGAAUGAUUUUUAUCUAUUAUCUACUUAAAAAAA
Chironomus riparius is the source of this 1272-nucleotide messenger RNA. The record is from the annotation of a GenBank genome assembly. NCBI's taxonomy places the organism in Eukaryota, Metazoa, Arthropoda, Insecta, Diptera, Chironomidae.